UUUUUUCUCCACACACAUUGCUCAUCCUCUCCUCUACAUUCCAUUUUAAAAACUCGUCCCUUUUCUUGGAAGCCGGGACUGCUGGCUCCUAUCCUCUUUCUCUGCCCCAGUGGAUGGAGAUUCCUGGCCCAGCGAUCGAGCAAAACGCUUGAUUCGAUCGUUGCCAAAAUCUAGUGACAAGAUGGUGGAUCGCCCUCGAAGUGACAAUGCAAUAAGUGCUUUGAUGGAUCUAGCUGCGGCAAGCUCAAGUUCUAUACGCGAUGGCGAUCAACAAAUACCCCUAGCUCAAUCCCCAGCAUGGUUGUUGGGAGAUCGCCAUCACCACCAAUCCACGCCCAAUUACCCACAGAUCCUCUCUCUGGGUGGCCAAAUCCCUCUCAUCAAUGCGGCACUCCACACCUCUUUCCAGCAGGGGAGCAUCGAUCUCACGAGCAGCAUUGCGAAUCCAGGCCACAAUCGCGAGAAUCAGCAGCAGAUCAUCCUGAAUUCCAGCACCGGCUCCAUCGAGAUCGCAGCACUGGACAAGAAUUUGCUCGAGAGCACGAGCAAUCGAUCAUCGCCCGUUGUUGGCACCAAGCUCUUCCGCGGGGUGAGGCAGCGGCACUGGGGCAAAUGGGUAGCGGAGAUCCGGCUGCCCAGGAAUCGGACCAGGCUAUGGCUGGGAACUUUCGAGACCGCCGAGGAGGCCGCGUUUGCCUACGAUCAAGCAGCCUACAAGCUCCGAGGUGAGUACGCGCGCCUCAAUUUCCCCCACUUGAUCCACCACUUGCGAUCCCAAUUCUCCUCCUCCUCGUCCUCUUCAUCCUCCUCCUCGCCUUCGAUGCCGAGCAUGUCUAUCCCGAUUUCUAGAGAUUUCUUGCGAAGUCCAUCUAUGCUCGAUGCCAAGAUCGAGGCGCUGUCCAACAGAGUGUGUUUCAAGCAGCGGCGGCAGCAGUAUCAGCCGCGAGAAAUCGAGGAAAUGGAGCAUAUGUGUCGCGCAAAAUCGGAGCCAGGGCCGGGAGGAGGAUCGAUCGGGGUUUCCAGCGCCCAGAAUGGAUCUAGCAGCGGCAAAGGCGUGAUGGACGGUGAUCACUGGGCGGAGAUUGACGAGAGCCUGCACAAGAGCACGCCAAUGCUCGCCGAUCUCACCUGGGACGUGCUGGGGGGUGAUUCUUCUGGAUCAUCCAGAGUUCCAAUCCAGCUCUAAAGACUUGAAAGAAGAUUUCUCGCAUUCUCGGCGUGUGGAUUUCCAAUCAAAGCUCAUUGACCGAUGUUUCUUUUGGAUCA
Selaginella moellendorffii is the source of this 1266-nucleotide messenger RNA. Its product is annotated as ethylene-responsive transcription factor ERF054-like. The transcript has a single exon. NCBI's taxonomy places the organism in Eukaryota, Viridiplantae, Streptophyta, Lycopodiopsida, Selaginellales, Selaginellaceae. Gene Ontology annotation, molecular function: DNA-binding transcription factor activity; DNA binding. The coding region runs from base 182 to 1186 and encodes 334 amino acids. Gene Ontology annotation, biological process: regulation of DNA-templated transcription. The record is from RefSeq and is a predicted model, not a curated record.